Molecule: messenger RNA, 9129 nt
Organism: Oryzias latipes (Japanese medaka)
Lineage: Eukaryota; Metazoa; Chordata; Actinopteri; Beloniformes; Adrianichthyidae
Gene: igsf10
Product: immunoglobulin superfamily, member 10
Biological process (GO): synapse organization; homophilic cell-cell adhesion
Cellular component (GO): plasma membrane; neuronal cell body; axon
Molecular function (GO): axon guidance receptor activity; protein binding
Source: RefSeq, a predicted model, not a curated record
CUUAUACAGAAAUGCUUCUGGUCCAUGAUCUGUUCUUCAGACACUCGGGGAAAAGGAUCAAACUGAAGAACUGCUGCAACUGCAUGUGGACUUACAACUAUUUCAUCAGGAUUUUGGUUUUCUUCCCUGUGUUUUUCUCAGCAGCUGUCGAUGCAGCGAGAGAAACCAGAGGUGUUUUAUUAAUGGCCGGGGUCAAAGUGUAGCUAAAACACAGUCCCUGUUGAAGAUGAGACUGUGCGUCUGCAGUUCUUCCUUAAUGCUGAUGUGGAGGCUCAGGAUUCUUCUGUUUCUGGCUGCCGUGCAGCUGUCAGGGGCCGACUGUCCCAAAUCAUGUGUCUGUCACGUCCUCGCUGAAGUACAUUGCACCUUCAGAUACCUAACCGCAAUCCCGGACCACUUCCCGGCAGCUGUGGAAAGAAUUAACCUCGGGUACAACAGUAUUACAACGAUAGGAAAUAAUGACUUCAGUGGCUUCGCAAAGUUGCAGCUGUUGCUGUUGCAUAGCAACACCAUACACAGCAUUGACGAAAAAGCCUUCCAAGAUCUCAAAUCUAUACAGGUGCUAAAAAUAUCACACAACAAAUUAAAGGAAAUCAACAAGGAGACCUUCAAAGGCCUGGACAGACUUUUGAAACUAUACAUAGACCACAACCAGAUAGAAUUUAUUCACCCAGAAACUUUGUAUGGCCUGACUAACUUGCAGCUCAUCAAUCUGGAAAGCAACCACCUCCAGCAGCUCCAUCCAGAUACAUUCAUCACAAUGAGACACAGCCAAUUUUUUAAGAUUUCCUCAGUAAAAACUAUUCACUUGUCGGACAACCUGCUGACCACUCUACCCACAGAUAUUUUCUCAGGCUGCUAUCAAUUAGAAAACCUUUUCCUCCAUGGCAACCCCUGGAAGUGUGACUGUCGCAUGAGGUGGCUGUCUACAUGGGCUCAGAGGAACACAGGUGUGCUGAAAUGUCAGCGAGACAGAAGAUAUCCAAAGGGCCAGCUGUGUCCUGUUUGUGCAAACCCUGCCUCUCGCAAUAGACGCCUAACCCUGCUCCACAACGAUGCCUUUAGCUGUACCAAACCAUGGAUCGAAUCUCAUCUAAAGAAGAAAAACAUCAUCCUGGAGGAGGGCGACUUCACUCCAGUUUACCCCAAGGACUUCAUUGCCCCAUUAGGCUCUAUACAACUGAACCUGACUGACCACUUUUACAAGGACGCAAGUCUUUCCUGCACUGUCCAGAGGCCCACUGCGUUUGAGAACCCCACACAAACGUUUGAGGAGGAAGAGGGAAACAAUGUCACUAUGCUUACCACUCACAUAACUACAUAUUUGAUAUGCAACGUUGAUUAUGAACACAUCCAACAGCUCUGGGGGAUUUUAACUGCUUACAGUGACUCACCUUUGAGGCUAGAAAGAGGUUUGAUGCUGGCUCGAACACCAGAAAUGGUGUACAGAUACAGCCAGGUCAAAGAUGAAGAUGAAGAAACAGUCACAAACAUCGAAGCUGAGAUGAAAGCCUCUCCUGCAUGGUUAUUGCAAGGUGAGGUGAGCCUUCAGCUUGACCGAACUUCUACCACCUUCUCUACUUUGCAUAUUAAGUACCAAUCUGUGGUUAACCUACGAUUGGAAAAGAAUCCACCUAAAAAGGACCGCUAUGGAUGGACCAUUAUCAAGCAAGACAAUCAAACAAAGACAGAGCAUGCUGUAAUCACAGGUGGUGUGGCACAGUUGAGCUGUCAUUUAAAGGGUGAGCCAAAGCCUUCGAUGGAAUGGAUUUUACCUGAUGGAAGUAGAGUCAGAGCUCCUUAUUUCAGUCAAGACAGAAGGAUCAUAAUCACUGCUGAAGGAGAGCUAAGUCUUCGGGGUGCCAUUCCAUCAGACACGGGCCUCUACUGGUGCAUCACCACAAAUUACCUGGAUGCAGAUAUCCUCAUGUUCCGUGUGACAGUUCUUCCUCCUGAUGUAGAAGAGAUGGAGGUCAAUGGUCUCCAUCUGUCAGCAUCACUAGGUGACAGUUUGAUUUUUGACUGUGCCUCCUCUGGAAGUCCUGAAGGCUCAGUUUCAUGGAUUCUCCCAGACCACUCAAUACUGUACAGAUCUGAAGGGAACAAAAGGGUUUAUGAAAAUGGAUCAUUAACAAUUCAGGGCCUUACAAAGAGGGAUAGAGGAUUUUACAGGUGUUUGGUUGCAAACCAUCUUGGUGUUGACCUGCUUGUGUAUCAGGUGACAGUCACUGAAGAAAAAAUCAGACUGGAACCAGUUGUGGAAAACGAGGGAUCAGGGAUUGUACUGGAAGUUGAAAUUGAUUCUAGUUUGGAAGGAAAAAUCAUCAGCCAUAGUGAGAUGCCCUCAUCCAGUCCUAACUACAGAAAUAGUCAGGAAUCCCGGACUAUCACCUCAGAUCGACCUUAUCCAAAACCCAGAUUUCAGGGGAGAAGAAAUUUGGGAGGUAGACUGUGGCAAAGAAGAAGAGUGGCAACUCGCAACAAGCAUGUUGAGAGUAGCAGGGUUUUUCAUAAAGCAUCUGAAAAAGUAGAUCCACGAAAAUUUGCAGAAUUGAUGAAAAAAGCUCAGGAAGGAUUAAGAAUAAAGACUGGCCUAAGAGAAGAGAGGGAAAAAUAUGAAAACAAAAGCAAUAGUUUUUCUGAUGGUGGCGAAACUGGGUCUGGUGAAGAUCAUGAUAAUGACCAUUCUGUUUUUAAGUCUGAGGUAGUCAAACCAACCCCACAAACAAUAGCCACCACACAAAAAGGAGAAACUUACAGAGUGACAACAGGUGUACCCAAGAAUCUUGACAUUGAAGAUUCAAAGAGCUAUUAUGGUCAUUCAAGACAAACAACAAAAUAUACAAAUCCAGGAACAACUGAUAAAUCCACAUUCAAACACCUCCCAACUUCAACUGAUUAUUACACUAAAGAAAAAGCCAGCAUUCAUCUGACAAACAUGCAUCCAGAAACUCAGCUGAGGGUUUUAGAAAAGGGCUUUAAGAAGACAGAAACAUCUACAGAGGGGGCACUUUUGAUAAACAAAGGUCCAAAUACUAUUCCAAUGAAGGAUGGAGCAAAACCAGUGGAGCUUGUUGUCCACACAGAUGCUACCAGCCAGACCACUUUCACAGCCAUCACCACCACAGAGAGAUUACAGGACGAGAUUUCCUUCCAUACUACCCAGACAAUAAAAUCUCCAGGGCUACCUGCUGGGUCCACCAUCAUUUCUCAGCAGCAGAUUCAAAUCAUUCCACGUUACAAAGGGAAAGGUCGCAGGAGGACGUUUCAUAGUCACAAGAGAAUCAUUAAACCUGGUAGGAUUAAUGACAUUAAGUCCUUCAUCAAUAGAGUCAAACAACCAACAGUAAGAAAGGAAGAAAAUACUUCUGCUCCAAUUCAAAUUAAUUUGACAACAGAUUGUGACUGUGAUGAAGACAGCAAGAAGACCAAAGUCACUGAUGUCCAGCUUAAAGCACCAAAACCUUCCUUCAGUCCAUAUCUGAGCACAACAGAAAGACUUAAGUCCACUCAAAAAACUUCAACUUCUACCACAAGUGAUGACAUUCAUUCAAAUCGCCCCUUCAUUCAUGGAAGAAAUGCCUCAGAGGUCACACCAGAGGACAUAACAUCUGCUGAUUCCCCUGACAUGAAUGCUACAAGUGAUUCAUAUUUUACUACAAACAAAAAAGUUUCAGCUACCACAACUUCAGGUACUUCUAAGGUUAUUCAUAAAAAAAGUUAUCGGAAACGACUGUUUGGAGGUCGAGAAAGGGCAAAUAAACUAAGCAGAUUAAGAAAACCACCCAUUGCAACAAAAGCCUCAACUACAAAGAAGAUUCCAUCCACAACCACCAUUGUUGCAUCUACCACUAACUCACAGACCAAGAUUGAGAGGCCGCCACUUUCUAGUCAGACACAAAGUAAACAAAGUUCCAUAGAGGACAAGUAUGAACGUUUAGACUCAUCUGACUUUGAACUGAGAACAACAGGAUUCACGUUUUAUCAUAUAACCACAACAAGCUUGCCCUGUUAUUCCAAAAUUGCCACCACUGCUGGAACAAAACCAGAAUUACAGACUCUACCUUCUCCACCCACAGUCAGCCCACAUGUACUUGAAAUUCCUAAGGAAAUAUUGUCAUCUGGGUCUGGGGAAUUACCUGAUAAUGUCAAUAUAAACAGGCAAAGUACUGGUGGGAUCAGGAGAUGGAAAGGGAUGGGAAGGAGGAGGUCAUUCCAGGGCAGGAGAAUCUUGAAGAAACCUGGAACCACAAAAGCAACGCAAACCACCACGACUUUAUUUUCUUCUGCUGAUUUGACAGUCAUGGAAAGUACAAUGGAGGACACCACACAACCUCAACAAAUUGUAUCAUCUUACAGUUCUCUCAACAUACCAUCGAUGAAAAUGAACCAGACAGCAGAAGCAGAUUUCAGCAGUCUUGCUGUCUUUACAACCAACCAAACUCCUUUAGUGACUUUCUCUGCACAUGAGCCAAGUACUACAUUAGUUACUGGCACAUUACACCAGCCAUACACAGCAGCAUCCAACAAAAUUGACAUAAAAAAACAACCCCAGCCACAGAAAAAAAGCCAUGAUACCACCAACAUGUCAGUGAAAAGACUCGUACCUACUUUGCAAAGUGGUGGUGCAAGAAACAGGGAAGAUGAAGAGCUUACCUUUGACAAGAUGACCAUCUAUGAAACUCAGUCAGGAUACAACUUUCCUGUUCCAUUCAACAAAGAGUUGGACCAUUCUAAAUCUACGAUUCAUGAUAAAGUCACAGACAACAAAGCUCCAUCUUUCAGUGCUUCUGGACUUGAACCAAUGUCAAAGGGUAUCAAGAACAAGCCUCGAAUAAUUGGAGGAAACGCAGCUAGUUUUACUGUUUUGUCCAACUCAGAUGCUUUCCUGCCAUGUGAGGCUGUUGGAAACCCUCAACCUGUAAUAACCUGGAUGCGUUUCUCCAGCACAGGAAGCACACUUAGCAUCAGAGGAAAGAUGGGCAAGUUUGACGUGUGGAGCAAUGGUACCCUAUCCAUUCAGAAAGCUAAUAUCAAGGACCAUGGCCAGUAUCUCUGUCUUGCUGAGAAUGAUUAUGGAUCAGAUAAACUUUUGGUUACUCUCUCUGUGGUAGCUUAUCCUUCACGAAUUCUGGAACCAAGAAUGCGAGAAAUCAAAUCUCAUUCAAGAAGCACGGUGGAAGUGACAUGUAAAGCAGAAGGAAGACCAAUGCCCACAAUUUCUUGGAUCUUGGCUAACAGGACUCAAAUCAGGGGUCAAAACCCAGAAAAAGGACGAGUAUCAGUAUCUUCUGAAGGGACUCUUACAAUUAACGAUGUCUCUGUGUUUGACAGAGGUUUUUACAAGUGUAUUGCCAGCAACCCAGCUGGAGCUGAUACCGCUACAGUCCGACUGCAGGUGGUAGCAGCUCCACCAAAUAUUUUAGAGGAAAAGCGUCAACAAUUGAAAGCAAGCUUAGGUCAAAAUCUGUGGCUACCUUGCACUGGCCAUGGUUCCCCUCAGCCAACUGUGCACUGGGUCCUCCAGGAUGGAUCAGUUAUCCUACUUGACAAACCAACCAGUAACAAAAGGACAACUUUGUUUAAAAAUGGAACACUAUCUUUAAGAAAUGUGACUCCUGCACAUAAUGGAAACUAUGAAUGCAUUGCUACUAGCUCUACUGGUUCAGAGCGAAGAGUUGUGACUUUGACUGUAGAGACACAUCAAUCUGCACCUCAGAUCGUGAAGACAUCUGAGCUUGUUACAGAACUGUCUUAUGGGGAACAGCUGAGACUUAACUGCUUAGCAAUGGGUGACCCUAAACCAAAGAUCAUGUGGAGGCUACCAUCUAGAGCGGUUGUUGACCAUUGGCAAAGGAUGGGCAGCAGAAUUACAGUUCUGGAUAAUGGCACUCUCAUUGUGAACACAGUGAUUGAUAAAGAUGCUGGGGAGUAUCUUUGUGUGGCACAAAGCACAGUGGGCGAUGAUCUUCAACUCAUGAGGGUCAGUGUUUCAAUGAAGCCGGCCAAAAUAGAGUCUAAGCUCUACAGAAAGAAGCAAAUACAUUUAGGUAAUGAUCUGAAAGUGGACUGUAAAGCUACAGGUGCACCAAAACCAGAGAUCUCCUGGGGUCUGCCAGAUGGCACAGUAGUUAACAGUGCCCUGCAGGCUGACGAUGGCCACGGAGGAGGACGAGUACGCCGCUAUACUCUGUUCGAUAAUGGGACUCUCUUUGUGAACCAGGUCAGUAUGUCAGAGGAAGGAGACUACACCUGCUAUGCAGAAAACAAAGUGGGAAAAGAUAAGAUGCACGUGCAUAUCACAGUUGUAACAGCUGCCCCCAAGAUACUUGUCCCUAAUCAGACCUAUGCCAAGGUCAAGCCUGGAGGUAAUGUUCGCUUUGACUGUGAAGCCCUUGGGGAGCCCAAACCUAAUAUUCUGUGGAUGCUUCCAAAUAAUGAUGAAAUAGCAGCAUCGAAUGCACAGCACCUAAUACAUGUAAAUGGUUCCCUAGAUAUCAGGAAUGUGAAGCUAACUGAUUCUGGAGAAUAUGUUUGUGUGGCUCGAAACUCUGGGGGAGAAGAAAGAAAAACAUAUAAAUUGGAAAUUGAAGGAAAUCCACCAGUGAUCAAUGGAUUCAGACAAAACAGGACUGUAAUCAAAGAUGUAACUGCAAAGCAUGCCAGAAAACUCAUACACUGCAAGGCUGAAGGUGAUCCUCCUCCAACUAUCACUUGGAUAAUGCCAGAUAACAUUUUUCUUGCUGCACCAUACUUUGGAAGCAGGAUAAAUGUCCACCACAAUGGGACUCUAGAGAUUCGCAAUGUGCGAGCUACCGACACAGCCGAGUUUAUUUGCAUGGCAAGAAAUAGUGGGGGUGAGACAGUGAUGAUAGUACAGCUGGAAGUUGCUAAUAUACUUCGAAGGCCAAUUUUUGAUAACCCUUUCAAUGAGCGCAUUGUGUCCCGGACUGGAAAAACUAUCAUUCUUAACUGCUCUGCUCAUGGGUCCCCAAAACCAGAGAUAGUUUGGACUUUACCAAAUGGAACACGAUUGACUGUUGGGGCAUACCAUGGCUCUCAUCAUCAUCUAAACAAUGAUGGAACAUUGGUUAUUUACAACUCGCAAAAAGGAGAUUCUGGAAAAUAUAGAUGUGGUGCAAAGAAUAACCUUGGCUAUGUGGAGAAGCUCAUAAUUUUGAAUAUUGGCCACAAGCCGUACAUCUUAACGAGACCUCGGGGUAUCAUACGUGGCAUGUCUGGGGAGCCUAUUUUCCUUCACUGUUUGUCUGAUGGGAGUCCUUCCCCGAGAAUCUUUUGGACCCUUCCUGGAGGCCAUACUCUUACCCGACCUCAAGUACUUGGCCGCUACCAGCUGGUGGAAAAUGGCACUCUAGUUGUUAAGGACACUACCCUCAAUGACAGAGGAAACUAUGUUUGUAAAGCUCACAAUGAUGCUGGGGAGGCAGUUCUCACCAUCCCAGUUGUUAUCAUUGCUUACCCUCCACGAAUAACUUCAGGCUCUCCUUCUACUGUAAGGGUAGUACCAGGGACACCAAUCCAGCUCAACUGUGCUGCCACUGGGAUCCCCAAGCCAGAGAUUACCUGGGAGCUUCCUGAUAAAACAAUUCUGUCAACUGCAGAACAGGGCAGGCCUAAGGGGAGUGAACUUCUCCACCCUGAGGGCACACUUAUUAUUCAAAGACCCACAUCAUCAGAAUCUGGUAAAUACAAAUGUAUGGCCAGGAAUCAUAUGGGUACAGACUCUAAGAUCACAUAUGUCCUUGUUCUUUAAAUAUCAGUGUAAAUUAAGUAAAAUAUACUUUUUGGUGAUUUUUUUUAAAAGAAAUCUCAAUCUUAGAUGGGAAAAGAAACAAGAAUAAAAAAAAAUAUAAUAAACUGUAGAUUUGUCUGUAGAUUUUUCUGUACAGAAUCAUCAACUUGGAACUACCAAGCUGUUUUUGUAAUAUUGUUAAAGAACACUUAUAAAGUCACAGUUUAAGAUGAUUCUCAUUGGACCAAUGCUAAUUGUCAAAUUGGAAAUUGUCUUGCAACUGAGGACAAGUGUAGCUUCCUAUCAGAAGUACUUUUGCUGUAACUAAAUAAGAACUGAAAACUUCUUGUGUUUUAUCUUUUUGGUUACAGAGCUUUAAUUCCCCCUUACAGACAAAUGAUGGGAAAACUUCACAUACAAAAUGCCAAUUUCCUGUAAAUAUGUUUUAUAGUUAAUACAUUUUGUCUUGUUUUUAACAGUCUGUUAAAAAUUAUUUACAGUACAUGUGCCAUGUUUCAGUGCAAAACUGGUAUUUUGAUUAGCACACAGCCACUUAAAAAAGCUGAAAAUGAAAAAAGUGUUUUAAUAUCAUGUGUAGAUACAAUUCAAAUCUAAAAAAACUGCUGAUUUUAUAGUCCAAACUAAAAUAUAUUAUCAACUAGAGGAUUAAAAACAAAGAAGGGACAAAGAAAAAUGGUUAAAGGACACAAACAUGUUUUUUUAAAGAUUUAAAAUAGAAAACAAACCACUAAAAGUCUGACGAACUGAAAUUGCCAUGUAAGAUUGGAGUAGAUCUGUUACCGUGUGCAAUAGUGAUAUUUGAAUUUUUAAAUUGAGUCAUAUCUGAAGGUAUUUUUUCAAAAUCUAAAAAGGACAAAUGAUGAUGUGACCUAGAAGCAAGUUUUUUUUAAAUCUUUUAAAAAAAAUUAAAACAAACAUAAAUAAGAAAAACACUCAAUUUAAAACUGCAUUGUAUCGUGGAAUGGAAUAACCUUAGCUGGGGCAAGUCUUCUCUUCAGACAAGGGACUUCUCCAGUCACCACCAAUCAAACCUUCCUUUUGCAUUUCUCCAUUUUUUAUAGACAUCCUUUCCAUUUGUUUGGAAUCCAUUUAAAAGAUAAUAAAAAUGCUAACUUACUCUUAGAAGUGUUUUUCCUGAUACUGGCUUAACACAGAUUUAGAUAGCUACUGUUUAAUGGAAGUUUCAGAGAUAAAGCACAAAUUCCAAUAAAUCAACUUUUGACAUCUCAAGAAAAACAGAAUAUUUCCUGAGUUUGGAGCCAGGGUAGAGCGGUGUGAUAGAAACCAAGUAAAUAUACAAGAGAGGGAAUUGCCGUCCAUAAACUUUGGAAUGCAGGCUACUUGUUUCAUCAUCG